UCUCUACGGAAGUUAGUACCAGACUUUAUAUUGUUCAGAUGCAAAUGAGUAGCAUCCCUCACCCUGCACCCCACCCGGUGUCACUGUACUAGCAAUGUCGUCAGCACAUGACACACACUCUUGAUCAAGACCUUCAGGGCAGUUUCAUCCACAUUGUAGCUGACACUACUCAGCUGCAGACAUGAACAACCAAGGCGUGACUUAGGCGGAACUCCAUCAUGCUAAGGGCUCAAAAAGACAGCAAGUGCAACCUAAGGGCACGAAGUGUUCCAUUUCAGUAACUGAGGAGGAGAUAGCCUAUGCAGAAUUAAAUCUUCAAAAUGCUUCUCGGGCCCUUCAAGGGAAUGGCAAGAGCUCUCCCUGCAAAGGCAUCCUUUCUCAGUGUUUUCAUUUCUCUUUCUACUAUUUAUCAUCAUGUCCAGAGAAGCUCAUUGCUGGGAUCCUGGGAAUCAUCUGUCUCGUCUUGAUGUCCACUGUGGUAAUACUAGCUGUUAAUCCCGGUACUGACACACCGGAGCAGAAUAAUUCUUCCCCGGAAACAAGGAUCCAGAAAGAGUGGGUUACAUAUUGCAACAAUUGCUAUUACAUCAGCACUGAAAAAAAACCGUGGAAUGAGAGUUUGAUGUCCUGUGCUUCUAAAAACUCUAACCUGCUCUCCGUAGAUAAUGAAGAGGAUGUGUAUUUGUUGAAUUUAUUCAUUCCUAUUUCGUGGAUUAGAGGUUGCCACAGAAGCAAUAAAAAUUCAUCUGUGUGGUCAAGAGGCUCAACUGUCUCUUCCAAAGUGUUGCCAGUAUCUUCAGAGAGUGACCAGAAUUGUCCAUAUUUCAAUUUUAAAUUAAAGAAGAGCUAUUUUGAAUCCUGCUUAAUCACAAGACCAUAUGUUUGUAAGCACCAGGCACUUUAG
Molecule: messenger RNA, 904 nt
Organism: Panthera uncia (snow leopard)
Lineage: Eukaryota; Metazoa; Chordata; Mammalia; Carnivora; Felidae
Product: NKG2-A/NKG2-B type II integral membrane protein-like
Exons: 6
Biological process (GO): positive regulation of natural killer cell mediated cytotoxicity; stimulatory C-type lectin receptor signaling pathway
Source: RefSeq, a predicted model, not a curated record